CUCUUGCACAAAAAGAAAAAAAAAAGAAAAAGCAAUAUGGCAUUGGCGUGAACUUCAUGUGUGCUAGGAUGCAUUGCUGGAUACAUGCAUCCACAAUGGGCAGAAAGGCUCUGGCGCAGCGUUGCAGGGUUCGGGGGAUUACUUAUUCACUGUGUUCCUGGAACAGCUCCAGCCUUCCUGUCCCUGCCUCCAGUGUACAAAUUCAUCAAGUAUCCACAGGGCUCACAAUCCCCCCGCAGCAAGAGAAGACAGCAGGGAGGUGAUUCAUAUCGCAGAGCACACCAUCUCUGAAGGACCUGCAGGAUUCGGGGAAGGCUGAGCCGGCAUCCUCCCUUCUUCUACCUCCCUAAUUCAGGGUAAUUAAGGCAGCAGACUUGGUCAGGAUGGAUUUCAUUGCUGGGGCCAUCGGAGGUGGCCUCAGCACAGCAGUGGGGUAUCCGCUGGACACAGUGAAGGUGAGAAUUCAGACGGAGAGGCAUUACAAGGGCAUUUGGCACUGCAUUCAAGAAACAUACAGGACAGAAAAAGUUUUGGGAUUUUACAAAGGGGUGUCUGCAUCGGUUUUCUCAGUGUCGCUGAUUUCGUCCGUUUCAUUUGGCACCUACAGAAACUUCCUUUGUAACAUCUGCAAGCUGCGAUACGGCACUGCCGACGCCAAGCCUUCCAAGCUGGAUGUUUCCCUGGCUGGAGGUGCCGCUGGUGCUGUGCGGGUUGUGCUGAUGGCACCCAGUGAAGUGGCUAAAGUUCGGAUGCAGACCCAGAGGAACCCCCAUCCUUCUGCCAUGUCUCCCCAGUCCAACUCCAAGCCAAAGUACCGAGGGUCUCUGCACUGUCUGAAGGUGAUCGCCAAGGAGGAAGGCUUUGGGGGUCUCUACAAGGGCUGCUCUGCAUUGCUCUGCAGGGAUUGCUCUUCUUCUGCAAUAUAUUUCCUUACCUAUUCUACCCUCUGUGACUGGCUCACGCCAACUGGGAGAAACAAACCAGGUUUCCUGGUCGUGCUGCUUUCUGGUGGCUUUGCUGGAGUCCUGGCCUGGGGAUUAGCUACCCCCAUGGACGUCCUCAAAUCACGAAUGCAAGUGGACGAAUCGGGGCAGCACAAGUACAGGGGCCUCAUCCACUGCGCGAGACAAAGCGUGAGAGAGGAGGGCGUGAAAGUGCUUUUCAAGGGUCUGGGGUUGAACUGCAUUCGGGCCUUUCCUGUGAACAUGGUGGUGUUUGUCACAUACGAAGCCGUACUGAGAUUUACAGAUCAUUUUACAAACAAAAAGUAGCUCAUGCAGCUCUGUUGUGAGGUGUAUUUUGUUCAGGUUGUUUUAUUUUUGUAGCACAACACACGCACAGCCGCUGAGCUCUGCUCUCCGCUGAUGGACAGAAUAAGCAGGGACAUUUCAGCACAACGCCAGAUGACUGACAUCCUUGUUUUCUUCUUAUAGGAUUACAAACUCAUCAGGGAGUCUUGCAUUUGUGUACAACAUCCCUUUUAUCUUGUUAAUGUAUUUAUACCGUAGCCUCUGAGACUUUUGCAAAUAUUUAUCCUCUAAAAAGCUGCUAGUCCUAGAGAUUUUUGGGAAAGGUUUCAUUUUGUUUUCUACUAGCACAGAAAACAACCUUCACUGCUGAAGUUGAAGGGACUUUGUGUAUGAUUUAACACUAUGCGGUGUGUCCUGUAAGGCAUUCACUGAGCAAUUUACAUAUUUGUGCUUCAAGCCACAGCUGGUGGACCGUUCAUCCCCAGCUGUAAUUCUGCUGAAGUUCUCUACGAUUACAUCCCUUCGGUAGCGGGUGAAAUAUGAAUCUCCUUGCUUUUUCCUGGCAUUUCUUCAUGAGUGGCAGAGAUGGUCUGCUUACAUAAUCGCUCUAAUGGCCUCAUUGGAAGUGAAAACAGGCAUUGAUUCUGGAAAUCACGUGUUUUUUUCCCAGCGUAGUCCCCAGCCGCAGAUCCUCAGUCCCCUUCUGGCAGCUGGGCGCACCGCAUGCCUGGUGGUGGCCAGAGCUUCCACAACCCGCUCUGGUCCUGCAAGGAGGGUUGGGGUGGAUGCAAGAAAGCUUUGCUCCUCAGGGGAGAGACCGCCAUGAAAUCUGUGCGUUGGGCGGCUAGGUAAGUUAAAGAAUUGCAAAACUGUAUAGCAUAAGACUUGUCACUUAAAAAAAAAAAAAAAAAAAGCAUCCUCUUUUCACUUAAAAAUGCAUUGUUAGGAGCAGCCAAAUGUAUUUUUUUUUUCCCCAAAGUUACAUUUUGAUGGAAUCUGGCUUUAAUCUUAAUUUGCUGGUCCUGGCUCAGAAGCAAUGUAGAUGUUUUCUUUCUCCAUUUUUCUCCCUGGGUGGUGAACUCUGGACUGGGCUGGAUCUGUUCCCCUAUCAGAAUCUGCUGGAAAUGUGCUUUUUUAGAGGGAAAAAGGAAGACCAUUUUUUAAAGUGAGUUCUCUUACUCAGUUUGGUGACCUGGUCCACAUGCACUUUUAGCAGUUGAUAGCACAGACCUGAUUACACUAACAGCAAUUUUGCAGCAGGCAGGACUUGGCAGGUACCCUGGACAUGAAGGCAAGGAUCUUGUACUAGAAGGACAAGUUUAAAAAUUUCAGAUGCUACUGGGAAAGAAUAAAGGCAAUCUCUUUCAGAUAUAAACUAGUAAAAAGUUCCAGAACUGUCCUGAAAUCUAAGCCUUCAACUUGCUAUUUAGACCUCUUCACAGCCAUACAAUUAUCAGAAUUUUUAUCAGAACAAUUAUCAGAAUAUUGGUCUGAGUCUGUCCAGGUCUUGCAGCUGAUUCAAGAGCAGGUUUAAGAGGCCAGACAGGUGCAGAGUAUGUCACCUUACAGGGGAGUGAAAUGAAAGACCCAACACUGAACCUGACUCUAUCCCAAAGCAUGUACGGCCUCAGCAAGCUACAAUCUCCACUUAUACUUUUAGGAUGUCAGCUCCAAACCUCCUUUAUCUGAAAGUCCUUACAACAGAUUUAAUUGAGUCCUAAAGGUUUGGAAUUUCUCUUAAGAUGGUUCCUAAGAGACUACCACCUUCAGCUCUUUCUACAAGGGAUGCAUCUGAGUGCUGUCCCAGUAGGGCAGGGAUUUAUCCCAGCUCUGUUGGGAUGUUUUCUGGAAUCAAGUUUCUUUACACCAUAUUAUUCUCAGCUGACUUUACUUCUCAGGCGUUAUAUCCUGUGAACAGAGACAGCAAAAUAUGCCUGUAUAUCAGACAAAACAAUCAUUUAUUAUUAGGGAGUGUUGAUACCAUCCAUGGUCAGCCUGAGGUUUGAAAAAAAAUCUAAUCAAAAAUAGCUCAGAUUACCCAAUAAAUUCAAGCAUUCAGAUGACUAAAAAUGCCUCUUCCUGUGGGUGUAACUGCCAUACAGCUUGUUUCAAGAAGUAGGAAUUACAGAUGAAUUAUAAAAUUAGUGGGAACAACCAUGGAAGCAAGUGAGAGGAGUUGAGAAAUGUGAGCCUCCAGGUAUUCAGCAUCACAUAAAAGCAGGUUCUCACCUAGCCUGAACAAAUACUGGAUUAGAGGUAAGUUGUAACUAGACAACUUAUUUCAGGAAGCUACCUGCUUGGAAUCCAGUGUCCCACAAGCCUUUAUUGAAAAAAAUACACAGAGUAUGGCUAGCAACCUGCUGUAGAGCAAGAACCCACAGUUAGUUCACGCUGAUAUAAACUACCCCCAGGCAAAGGUAUUGUCUGUGUAAGCACUGUAAACCCAGGCACAUAAAUAAGAACUGACUUUUGUUUAACGACACGACACAGUGUACAUAUUGUGCAAUUAACUACAUAUACAGCAAGCUGGGUGCUUGGCUUGUGGAUUUCAGAACUUGGCUGCUUUAUUUUCUGAUUCCUUUGUAUUACCUUGACCUUCAGCUACUCUAUUUGCUUCUCUGAUAAUCACAGAACUAUUUCUUCUGAUAUCCAGCUGAAGGCCAGCCAGCAGAAUGAAGAUACCACAUAGCUCUCUGCAUAGACUAUUUCUUUCAGUAACAAACUUGCUGGCUGUGAAUAAAGAAAUUUUUCUUUCGAAGUCACGUUCUGCUUCAUGUUGCUGAUAGUUCCUGUUUUCUCUGACAGUGUUUAACAAUAUCCAGACAGGUUUCAGUAUUCCUCUUAGUGACUGUGGAAAAGCCAAGUGAAGCUAUUCAGAAUCUGUGCUCCCCAGACAGCUGGAGCCCAUUUAAGUGCAAGUCUUUCACACCAAACCUACAGAAACAUCGUGGUAACAGGUCACAUUGACCUCCCCUUGUUUCUAAGCUGGCUGCUGUACACAAGGAAAUUCAACAUCCAGUGUUCCUUGCAACCUGUUAAUCCUUCAUUACCUUGCUCUGGGAGCAAUCUGAGGUUUAUCUGUUAAGACCAGAUAGACGGGGUUACAAGGCCCCCUUUUUCACUAUUUGAAAGGCACUGGACAUCAAAAGAAUGACCGACUCCAUGGGGUGACUAAAUCAACAACCAGAAGGGAAGGAAGAGGUCAAAAAUAAGGUAAAUUAAGCCUUUUAAAAGUUAAAAAAUAAAUAAAAAAACAACCACCAAACAAGUUUGAUACAGACUUUUAUCUACAUUUUUAUUACAGUGAGAUAAACAAAAUAUUACAAGUUGAGGAAAAUGUAAUGAACAUUGCCUGAUAAUGUCAUUAGACAUUUCACCCAUACAUUUGAAGACUGCCUUGUCUUAACCUUUAAAUACCUCUGGGACGUUAAUUAUAAUUGCAGCAGAUUUAGGAACUUACCAAGACUCCUCUAAGAAACUGUCAUUUCAGAAGCACAUUUUGUAAGCACAUCGCUUGCUCAGUAAACAAGUAUUAAUUUUGCAAUCACUUUCCUUUCUAAAACUUUCAGGACAGAUUUUAACUGCUGUGUCAUAAAAUUAAUCCAUAUACCUAAUUAGAGUAGAACACACUGCUAUUUCUCCUACAGUGUACUUCCCCUUCCUGAAUCAUAGAGUCAUAGAAUAUCCCGAGUUGGAAGGGACCCAUAAGGAUCAUCAAGUCCAACUCCUGGCACCGCACAGGUCUGCCCAAAGUUUAGACCAUGUGACUAAGUGCACAGUCCAAUCGCUUUUUAAAUUCAGACAGGCUUGGUGCAGUGACUACGUCCCUGGGGAGCCUGUUCCAGUGUGUGACCACCCGUUCGGUGAAGAACCUCUUCCCGAUGUCCAGCCUAAAAUUCCCCCGCCUCAGCUUAACACCAUUCCCACGGGUCCUAUCACUGGUGUUUACAGUGAAUAGGUCACCUGCCUCUCCACUCCCCUUCGCGAGGAAGUUGUAGACCGCGAUGAGGUCCCCCCAGGUAAGUGAGGCACCCCCCCCCAGUAACUAAAUUCUUAGUUAAUGAAAUAAAUCUUGCAGGACAGUUCUGCAUAUAAUGUUUUCAGGAAGAAAUUUGCAUUAUGAGUUUAUAAAAGCCCUUUAAAAGUCACUUGAAGUCUUACCUUCUAUGCAUGGCUUAAAAACAGCAAAGAGCAGACUGCGAGAACAGGAAGGUCAUCACUGAAGUCUACAGUUACCACAAAUUAGUUUAUUUGCUACUGUAUUUAAGAAGCUAUUUUUCUUUUCUAAGAAUUGCACAAACACUUAAAAAAAUGCUUUUCUAUUGAUUGUUAAACACUUGUCGGCACUAAGAUACUAUACCCAUGGGUUAUAGAGAGGUAGUGGCUGGUAAAUGUUUACUUUAAUAUAUUAAGUCCAUGACAUUAGAUUAGCGAUACCAGGUCACAUAAACUGUAAAGAAAAAGACAAAACCUAGGCAUUGAUCUUCCAGCACACAUUUGGAACACAUGCAGUAGGACUAAGCUUGCUUUGCAUUUCUCUCUCCCCUCAGUCCCUUGCUCAAAUAUGAUGAUAACACUAGCAGUGCUACUUCAUAUACAGCUUGGUGCACAGGCAUUUCCACCUCAGAAACGCAGGCCAUUGCUGGGGAGGAUGUGUGCAUUGUGGUGCAGAACUGCUGCAGCUGGAAAGGGGGCAGCACUGGCCCCAGGCUGGGCAAAUAACCCAACCCGUUCUUCACGUGCUAACAGGCUGAUGCAAGGUCUCCGAGUCAGUGAAACAUUUCCCUCAACUCAAGUGUAAUCAGCUGACUUCAAGGGUUUACACACUAAAGUGCAUUACUUAAUUUUAUUUUUUUUUUCAAAAAGAAUGUUAAAAUCACUAAGUGUCUAGUAGCCCCCACACUACAGAACCUGUUAAAUUUUAAAUCUUUCACACCUUAUUCUAGUGCCUUCCUUAUGUUUGAAAUGAUUUGCAAAUACCAUGCCUCAAUACCCACCUGUAUUAUCAAAGGUAUUUUUAUUUGAUUUAGAUAAGGCUGUCUGGGCUAGCAACUGUAUGUUCUAUAUAAAUAGAAGACAGAUCUAAUAGUUUCCAUUCAGCGCUGUACAUACAGAAACAAAUUAGCAAAUUAUUCAAUUUUUUUCAUAAAUCAUAGCAGACAUUACAGAUCAUUUUAAGAAAGGAGAUACUGAGAUAUUACAUGAGGUAUUUUAACAAAGUGUAUUUUCUCUCUUAAAUACAUCUUAAAAUGUAAGUAACCCUAUCUUGACCUGGUGCAGAAGAACAGGACAGGGCAGCACUGUAAGUAUCCCUGCGUCCAGCAGCAACUUCAUAUUCACAGUAUGAUUCAGCAUUUAGUAUUUUCAUAACUAAAAUUUGCAUUUCUCUAAUAUCUUCCACUUGAGAAUAUCAAGGAACUUCAUAACCUUGUGAUUGCCUCUUUCCUUCAGAGGCAUUCAGACCAGUUAAAUAGAAACAGAAAUAGAGUGAAACUUGCCCCAGGUCAAAGACGAAGAGGAUUGCAAAACCAGCCUGAUUUUCUUUCUCCCAUGUUCAAUUCACAGAUCUCCAUUCCUGUUGCAUUGAUCCAAGGCCUAAGUUACUGUGUAAUCUGCUUUGUAACAUCCACUUUGUGUGU
This is a messenger RNA of Cygnus olor (mute swan), 6889 nucleotides long. It is a transcript of the gene SLC25A47, whose product is annotated as solute carrier family 25 member 47. Gene Ontology annotation, cellular component: mitochondrion. Gene Ontology annotation, molecular function: transmembrane transporter activity. Gene Ontology annotation, biological process: transmembrane transport. Lineage: Eukaryota; Metazoa; Chordata; Aves; Anseriformes; Anatidae. Bases 384 to 1271 code for a protein of 295 amino acids. The record is from RefSeq and is a predicted model, not a curated record. The transcript is spliced from 7 exons.